CCCCUCUCACGCCAUCCAUCCUCAAUCCGAACACAGUAUCCAGUACACACACAUAUUCAAACAUUCCGCUGCCGCCGCCGAAAUAACUCCGUCUCCGCGGGCUAUACAGUCAGACGGGCUGAACUUUCUUUCUCUUCUUUCCCUGCCUCCUCUUUUAUUCUUUUCGUUCUUUUCAUCUUCUCUUCCUUCUCGUUGUCCUCGUUUGGUCAAUCUCCACACUUACCUCCAGUGUACUGUGGGACUGCUACUGUGACUGCGCUACACAACUCCAUCCGGUCCGUACCGACGUCACCACGGUCUAGACUAGACCGGGCCUGAAUCUGCCGAUACAACUCACGCGCGCUGGUUAUGGCCUGAUUGGCGGUACAAAACUCGUUCUGUGGCCGCAGUUGGCGCUGGGUGUCAAUAAAUCGACAAGCGACCGGACAACCCUCUCUUACAGUUUGUUGGUGCGGUCGCCGAAUUGUUCCCCGCGCAGUACCAAGACAUCCGAUCCAUGGCCAGAGAGGACCAGGACCAGGACCAGGAAAAGGACCGGGAUCAGAAUAGUCAUAUGAACAUUGUCCUGGGUGUUGGACUCGGAAUUGUUGCUUUAAUCAUCAUGUGUUUGAUAUUCACUGUCUACUUCAACCGUCGCGAGCGCAGCCCGUCCAAGAAAAGUCGCAGAAAGGACUCGUCAGACAAGCUGCGCAAGCUCGACGCCGUCUCUCCCAUUCGAACCCUCCAGGAAUGGUGGACAAAGGCUCAUGGCCCUCCUCUCCCCUCUGAUUGUCCCGAUAAUCAGUUCAUAUGUGUCGUCUGCCUCGAACCUGUCCUCCGUUCCCAGGAAAUCCGAGAACUGAAAUGCCUCCACGUCUUCCAUCGAGAAUGUCUCGAGAAAUGGUACCUCCAGGACCAUUAUAACUGUCCGCUCUGCCACAGGGCAUACUAUAACCAGGAAAUCCGCCCGACAAACGACUUUGUAUGGAUGGUAUGAUGAUACGACUGAUAGAGUUGAUGAUUGACGACCCAUGAUAUCCUCCUUCGUUUAUAUAUUUCUCUCAACUUGUUGGUCUGGUAGCGGUGUUUGGUGUUC
Aspergillus versicolor CBS 583.65 is the source of this 1075-nucleotide messenger RNA. RefSeq names its product putative RING finger domain protein. NCBI's taxonomy places the organism in Eukaryota, Fungi, Ascomycota, Eurotiomycetes, Eurotiales, Aspergillaceae. The record is from RefSeq and is a predicted model, not a curated record. The transcript is spliced from 3 exons. Bases 497 to 976 code for a protein of 159 amino acids. Gene Ontology annotation, biological process: protein ubiquitination. Gene Ontology annotation, molecular function: ubiquitin protein ligase activity.